Molecule: messenger RNA, 3699 nt
Organism: Etheostoma cragini (Arkansas darter)
Lineage: Eukaryota; Metazoa; Chordata; Actinopteri; Perciformes; Percidae
Exons: 5
Coding region: 106-3699 (1197 amino acids)
Source: RefSeq, a predicted model, not a curated record
GUGUGAGAUGUAUUUACCAUUCAGCAUAUGCGAAUGACGUUACAAAGCAGCUCGUGUCGUGAGAUGACAGAAGUGCAAGAUUUGGCUGAAAGAAGAUAAAAAGUCAUGUCUACUCAAAGUGCAAAGAAAAAAAGACUUGGUUCACGUCGCCGGGGAGCAAACCAAAAUGAAACCUCUAAGAAUGAUGACUUCCACAUAACAGACAAUACUUUUGUAGCCGAGUGCGACAUACCAGAAGAAAAGGCUGAAUCAUUAAAUGUAUUUCCUAAUCCUGACAAUUUAACAACUAAAAUACAACAUCCACCUUCGCCCGAACUCUCAGGAAACAGACGAAAACUGGGAUCUUGUCGCAAAAAUAAACUACUGCAUGUUGAGGAUGAACCUAUUGAGGAAGUUGAGGGAAAAACAAGGGUAAAGGAAACCACAGUAACAAAACAAAUGUCACUUGCAAUACAAUCUGAGAAGCAGGAAGUUAUUCAAGGGAGUGAAGAUGUGUCUACAACACAUGAAGACUAUUUCUAUCCGGCCGCUACACCUAAAUAUUCUUCUCCAAAAGCUGACCUGGAAAGUUUAACUCCCAAAAGUGAAAAUCUGCAAGCAGACCUAGAGGAAAAUGAGACUGACUCUAAAGUGGUAUAUGACCCUUGUAAAUUAGGGGAGACUGCUCAAGAAGGAAUUGACAGUUCGGAUAGUCUUCGCAAUGAGGAAGUCAAAGAAAGUACACAUCUUGUUGGCAUCUCAGAGUUAACUAGUUCAAGUAUGCUUUCAGGUCCAGGAGUAGAUAGGCAACUCAUUGACCAAUUAAAUUUCAGGCCAAUGCCUGAAGAAAAACUUUCCAAUGUGAAUGCUGUAACAGAAAAAGAGUGCAAGGAAAGAGAGGACAACACAGAAUUGUUGAGGAAGGAGGGAAAUUUACAGGGCAACUCUUUGGUGAGUGAGUCACAUGUGGAAUCAGUAGCUAUGCAGUUUUGUACCAAACCGGAGAUAACCACAGAAAAAAUCGUCCGAAGAGAAAAUACAGUACUUGAACAAGCCCCAAUUUCAUCACCAUUAGAGGAGUUACCUACGGACGAGAAACAAAAUGAGCUUUCCAAUUUAUUUGAAGGGAAAUGCACUCAUCAUUCAGAGGAUUCUGUUAAAAACUUGCAUGAACAUGAGGUUAGGCCAACAGAGAUUAAAGAAAUGCCUCCAAUUGAUGACUCAUCUGAAAGUGUGGUACACGAUGUCACAGGAAAUUCUAAAAUCAUUUCUGGAAACUUAACAGAUAGAACUGAAAUCAGUGACACAUACCAAUCGGCAUUGAUUGUGGAGAGAACUGAUGAGUUUCCUAUGAAUACGGACAUUUCAAUGCCUGACGACAAACAAGAUGAGCAAUCUAAAAAAGAAAGCAACUUUGAAGCUGUAGAGCAGAAAAACGAGGGUUAUUAUGUUUCUGAUACCAAGAAACCACAAACCAGCAACAUAGAAGGCGUAGACACUGCACUAGGUCAGGUAUAUGAGACGGAAGGCAGAGGACAGGAUUACACAAAACCAAGUUCUGAACAAACAGGUCUUAAGGAGAAGGAAGAACUAGUCCCUGAAAUGGAGCGUGAAUCCUCUUUACAAACCCUGCAGACAGAAAUAAAUGCACCUCUUGAAUCCCAACCUCAGCAUAGCAACACCGGCUUCAACCCCAUUGGGAACCAAAGAAGAAAACUGGGGUCUAGCCGAAAAAAUAAAGGAAGACAGCGUGUCAAGGACCCUGUUGUUGAAACAUACCACAAUCCUACAGAAGAAGUUGUUGGCGAUACCAGGGAUAAUGAACCCCUUGAAACAACAGAAAUGUCAUUAUCAAUAGACACAGCAGUGAAGGAAAAAUCAUGGGAAACUAUGCUGGAAGAAAUGGAUCAAUUUCACACCUCUCAGACUGAAGAUGUUUGUGAUCCAGUAAAAGAAAAUGCACUUGUUGGUGGUAACUUACAUUCAAGUUUCACAGUUGAUCAGCAGAUGAUCGACCAAUCAAAUUCCACAGAGAUGCCAGAGGAGGAACUUUCCAAUGUGUGUUUUGUAAAAGAAGAAAACAAGGAAGGAGACGACCACACAGAAUUGUUCAGGCAGGAUGGAAGUUUACAGACCCAUUACUUGGUGAGUGAGUCCGGUGUGAAAUCAGAAGAUGUAGAUUAUUCUAUCACACCAGAGAUAACUACAAAUGAACACCCCCACAAAGAGCAUACAGAACCUCACUGCAGUUUUGAACAACCAAUAUUUUUGUCGACAAAGAGGGAGUUACCAACAAAUGACAGGCAAAUGGAGAUUUUCAACUCAUCUGAAGGAAAAGGGGCUCAUCAGUCAGAGGAUUCUUUAAACAUACUGCAUGAAAACGAGAUUACGCCAACAGAUAUGCAUGAAAUACCUCAAAUUUAUGACUUAUCUGAAAGUCGGAUAAAUGAUGCCACAGAAAAAUCUGAACUCUUUUCUGGAUACUUGGCUGACCAAACUGAAGUCAGUGACACUUACCAAUUUGAGUUAAUUGUGAAAAGUACUGAUUAUUCUCUUACCAAACAGGAACUCUCAAAUCCUGACAAACACGUUAAUCAUCCUGCAAAAGAAAAUUACUUUGAGGCUUUAGAGCAGGAAAAUAAGGAUUGUCAUGUAUAUGGUAGCAAGAAACCACAGAUCAGUGACAUAGAAAGACUAGACACUGCCUUAGAUCGGGGAGAUGAGAUUGAAGACCGAGUUGAGGAUGAUAUAAAACCCAGUGCUGAACACACAGGUCAUCAGGAGAAAGAAGAACUCUUAUCUGAAAUGGAAGAAAGUGAAUCCUCAUUACGAACCCUUCAAUCAGGAAUAAAUGCUUCUUUUGACGCCCAACCUCAGCAUGGGGAAACCAGCCUCAACUCAUUUGGGAACAGAAGAAAACUGGGGUCCAACCGAAAAAAUAAAGGAAGACAGCAUGUCAAGGGCUCUGUUGCUGAAUCAUACAAUGUACACAAAGAAGAUGUAGAAAGUACCAAGGACAAUGAAGCCUUCGAAACAGGACAAAUGUUAUUGGCAAUAGAGAGAACAAGUCAAGGGAGUGAGAGGGAUAGCAAGCCUGCAACACAUGACAGGUCUUUGUAUACAGUCAUUGUGCCUGGUUAUUCUUCUGACAUCCCAGGCCCCACAAGAACAAAUCAUCCAGAGGCUGACCAAGAAAGUUUAAAUACUAAAAGUGAAAACUCUCUAUAUGAUCAUGAUGAAAGAGGGACUGACUUUAAAGUGGAUGUGUCUGAUAAAUCUGUGGAAUCCACCCUAGAAGGAACAGACCAAUCUGACACUCUUCAGAGUCAAGAAGUCACAGGUGCUCAUCAUUCAGAAGAUGCUGUAAAUACAGUGCAUGAACCGGAGGUUAAGCCAACAGAAAUGCCUCAAAUUGAUUACACAUCUGAAAGUCUGAUAAAUGAUGCCACAGACAAUUCUGAAAUCAUUUCUGGAAACCUGGCAGACCAAACUGAAGUCAGUGACACAUACCAAUGUGAGGUGAUUGUGAAAAGGACUGGUGAUUCUCCUACCAAUCAGAAAACUUCAAAUUCUGACAAACAGGAUGAACAUCCUACAAAAGAAAGCAGCUUUGAGUCCAUAGGGCGGAAUCAUGAGGAUUCUCAUAUGUAUGAUAUCAAGGAACCACAGAUGAGCCACAUAGAAGGCGUAGACACCUCUCAGACUAAAGAUGUUUUUUAA